Epinephelus fuscoguttatus (brown-marbled grouper) is the source of this 1169-nucleotide messenger RNA. It is a transcript of the gene rgs5b, whose product is annotated as regulator of G protein signaling 5b. The transcript has 5 exons. The coding region runs from base 109 to 645 and encodes 178 amino acids. The record is from RefSeq and is a predicted model, not a curated record. NCBI's taxonomy places the organism in Eukaryota, Metazoa, Chordata, Actinopteri, Perciformes, Serranidae.
UCACUCACAGACAGCAGAGAAAGACAGCUCUUUCAGACACUACAUACUUUACAAGCAACUGUCAAAACCUUUGGAAAUACCAACCGGCCAGCAGGAAAAGAUCUCAACAUGUGCAGAGCACUCGAAUCACUGCCUAUCACUUGCCUGGAGAGGGCAAAGGAGCUGAAGGCUUUGUUCGGAAGUUUACUUCAAAAGUCAGAUCACAGCAUAACAAGCCAGUCAAAGAAACAUGACAAACUGAGGUUUAAUAUCGAGGAGCCUCUGAAAUGGAAAGAGUCGUUUGAGAAACUGUUGUCCAGUCAAAAUGGACUGUGCCUGUUCAGAGCAUUCCUGGUGUCCGAGUUCAGCGAGGAAAACAUUGCCUUCUACCUGGCUUGCGAGGACUACCGGGAGACGAAACCGUCAAAGCAGGCCGCCAAAGCCAAGAAAAUUUACGACGAGUUCAUCGGCUCUGAUGCACCACGAGAGGUAAAUCUUGACCAUGUGACCAAAGCCAUCACAAAGGAGAACAUGGAGCAUCUCAACAACUCCUGUUUCAGUCUGGCCCAAGCCAAAAUCUACACCCUGAUGGAGAAAGACUGCUACCCUCGCUUCCUCAAGUCCUCCACAUACCUGGAGCUCAGCAGAAAGGCCAAGACAGGCUAAGAAACUUUACUUUGAAAAAGAAAAAAGAAAAAAAAAAAAAGUCUGCGAGCAGCAGACGUAAAGAGACAUAAGCUUACUGACGCACAGCGGAGACUGGAAAGGUUCACACGGAACAAAAUACCUCAGUCCAAGGAGUCUCGCGCCAGCUUGUGGAGUUAUUUUGGGGACCGAAGGUUGAGUACAGAUCGGUGUCAGAGCUGGAAGCUGAAGGACAUGCAAAGCUGUGAGAAGACACAGACUGAGCUGCGGGUGAUGUCUGCCUCUGAGAAGAGACACCAGUACUGUACAUACAGGGCUGUAUGAACAGCAGCCACAGUGGCAUAAAUUAUAAAACGCAGGCAGAAAUGCUUUCACACAACAAAUCUACCACUGGGAGAGACCCAGCAUUAAUGAUUAUUUAUUUCUUAUUUAUUUAAAGUAUUUUUAUGAUGUGGUGAAGACUGAUCUGUAUUUCAUGUGUGUGUUUUUAUCUGACGUACUGUAUGUAAAAAAUAAAAGCAAUGUAUAAAUAAAAGAUGACCAAU